Trypanosoma grayi is the source of this 3219-nucleotide messenger RNA. RefSeq lists its product as hypothetical. The coding region runs from base 1 to 3219 and encodes 1072 amino acids. The record is from RefSeq and is a predicted model, not a curated record. The transcript has a single exon. Lineage: Eukaryota; Euglenozoa; Kinetoplastea; Trypanosomatida; Trypanosomatidae.
AUGCGACGGCAGGCGGUGGAGCAGUCGUGCGAGAUUGCGAUGGCGCGCGACACCAGCAGCAGCGUGGGUGCGGUGCCUCCGCUGCCGCGACACCAGCAGAGCGGUGGUCGAAGCCCGCUAAGUGAGUCGUUGUGUCCGCUUGCUGACGAAGAGAUGAUGCGGCAGUUGCGGCAGAGAGAGCUCGCGAAGGAGGAGGAACUCAUGGAUGCGCAGUCGCGGCUGCGUGAGGCUGAGCGCCGCAUCGCUGAGGAAGUCGAGCGCCGCGCACGGACGGAGGAGGAGCGCCGUACGGCCCUCGAGGAGUCGGCAUUGCUGCUGCGCGACGCAGAACGGCGGGCGGAGGAACGUAUACGCCACGCGCGUGAGGUGGCAGAGCAGCAGGCGGCGGAGGAGGUCAGCCGCGUGCGGAAUGCGAGUGAGCGGCAGGCUGCACAUGCCGCGACGUUGCGCGCGAUUGAAGAGGAAGAGAAGCGAGCAGUCCUUGAGGCGCAGCUGCGCGCGGCGGAGCGAGCGCUGAAGGAGGCGCAGCUGCGCGCAGAUGAAGAGGUACGUCGUACGAAGGCAGAGGCGGCGGCAGAAGCCGCGAUGGAGGCUCAGCGUAUCGCUCUUGAAGCGGAACGGCGGCUGCAGCAACACGAGGCGCAGCAGCAACAGCUGCAGCGACAGCAGGUGGCGGAGCGUAGUGACGAAGCAGAGCGGCGACUGCGCAACAUUGAGCGGCAGGCACGCGAGGCAAUCGCGGACGCAGCAGAGGAGGCUAGGAGUAUUGCUGCAGAUGCACAGCGGCGGCUAGAGGAAUUAGAGGCACGCCACGCUGAGCGCGAGGCCGCCGUUGAUGCGGCAAAGUUGAGUGUGCAGGUGGCGCAGCAACGCAUGCGGGAGUUUGAGGAGUUGCAGCACAACGCUUUGCAGCGUCCCCCAGUGUCUGGGCAGCCCGUAGAGAUUCCAGCAGCACCAGUAGCCGCCACCACACGAGCAGCAGACCUGACACAACGACAGCAGGAGCAACAGCAGGGAGGAGGAGCUCCCGCCGUCGCUGCGGUGCACCGCGACGACGGUGUCGUGGGUGUGGUAUGCAGCAGCGUCAUUCGCGCCGCUAUUCGUGAGGCGGUGGAUGAAAUUGUAAAGGCCACGAAGGAGGCGUGGCAGAUAUCGGAAGAGGCAGAGCAGCGGCUACGGCUAGAGCGGCGGCGACUUCGGCGGAGGCAAGCGGAGCGUGACCGAGCCGAGCAGGAGUUGAUCGAGGUCGAGAACGAAAGUGUUCUUUGGGACGAGCUGAACACCAGCACGAGCUACGCGUGCGCGAGCAGCCGGCGGACGCCUGUAGAGGCGAACAAAAGUGUCGAGACGCCGCUUUGGGACCUGCCACCUCAGCCUCGUAGGGAAAAAGAGGAUCAAGAGCAGCAUUUGCCCUCUUCGCUUCCGACAGAGCGUAUAUGCCCCCGGUGUUACCGCAGUGACACAACGGCUUGCGCAAUGUGUGCGUCGCGCGUGUGUGUUUACUGCGGCCCCGCCGUCGCCCACAGUCGGUGCUGCGAGAUGCAGCACCUCAGCGCGGUCAACACUCGGCGCCGGCAGCUGGCAGAGAAGCAGCAGCAGAAGAAGAAGGAGCAAAAGCUACAGCAACAACAGCGGUGGCAGCAGCUGACGGAUGACGAAAAGGUGGCCGGGCCAUCGCUGCGGGACGCGCAAAACAAUGCGGCGGCGCAGAGGCGGCGGGACACCGGGACGUCGCCACUCGCUGUGCAGCGCAAGCUGCUACCUGACGAGAGCAGCGCCGAUGAAAGGCAGGUGGAUGGCGACGGCGAGGAGGAGGAGGAGGAAGAAGAAGAAGAGGUAAUGGUGGUGGUUGACGUGGCAGGCAGGGCCGAUUCGGUUUCCAGCGCUCCCGAGCCAAAGACGGAGCGGAAGCGAUACGAAGCCUUCUUCGUCCCGCUGGGCAGCGAUGCGGAGCCGCGGCGGCCGAAGCCGCCCACACCAAACAAUUACGUGCCGGGUGUCUUUGCUGCGACAUCGAAGUUCCCGAGGCCCGACCGGAGGAGUAGCCCGCCAGUGUGUCGUCCACGCGUCCACAAGCAGGAUGCCUCCGCUGCUGCUGCACAGUCCACGCAGCAGCAGCAGCAGUAUCGCCGAACCGCCAGCGCCCCCAGAGAACGCCCUGCAACCUUCGCCAGCAAACAAAAACAACAGCGGCAGGAGCAUAAGCAGCCCUUUACAGCCUCUGCGCUUCCGGUAAAGGAACCGUUGAUGAUGGGCCGCUUUGGUUCGAGGUCGCGGGGACGUGCGGCAGAGCGGCGCCACAUGCAAGACCCACUGGCCGGUUAUGGCCGCUCGUCUUCGCCUGUCUACCUCGGCGUCGACCCGCCAGCCUGGUCAGGGCACGUGCCGCGGCGCUCGACAAGGCAAUACUCCCCUCGUGAGCCCUCUAUUGAGCUUGAUGAUGAGUUAGACUACAACACCUACGAUGACCCCAGAGGUCUUGGGCGCACGUACUACGACGGAAAGCCUGUGCAAACUCUUGGUUUAAAUUAUCCGCCUGAUGAUGUGGCGGCAAGUGGAAGUCGUUCCUUCGGGCAGCAAAAGCAACAACAACAACAACACAGGGUAGCAGCGGCGGCAAGGCGGGACGAGGGCCACGUGAAUGUGAGCCGUGAAUGUGUGUUUGCGCCGACGCACCACGAGGUACCGGGUGCUGUGCCGCCGCGGCAGCGCCCUGAACCGUCCCUGUACGACCAUCAGCGGUACGAUGACUACAACACGCGCACCACGCCGACACUGCAGGAGCUGGACCACCGACUGCGCCACCUGCAGCAGCAUCGUGUCUUUGACCGUGUAGAUCGGCGCUUGCCAGAUGAGCACUGCAUGCGCCACCACCGCCACGUCAACGACGACGCUGUUGACUACGGCCGAAGCACAGCAGGUCGCCCCACCUCACAUCGUCCCGCACCGUGCCCACAUGAGCCUUGCAUCACCGUUCACCUCUACCCCCGUAGCGGCCGCCCAGAUGCACGAGGCGAGGCAUCGCGGUCCAAGUCGCGGGUGCCGAGUUGUCAGCGGCAGUGCAGCCGUGCAGGCAGACGCUCCACACCGCGUGUCGUCUCGCCGCCGUGGCGGACGGAUUACAACUCGGGGCCGCUGCGCCCACCGUGGAACGUGGAGCAGCCGCACACGUUUCUGGCGAAACCGUACAAGCGGAGUCUUCUACCCGCGGAGCUGUAA